AACAGAAAAAAACCCAAAUAACUUCAAACUAAGAAACUAGAAACUAGGUAGGCCUACUCCUACUGUUUUGUUUUGCUUGCUGUUGUGUUGUGUUUGUUUAAUGUUUACUAUAAAAUCGUGCGUGGAGGUGUUCUCUGUCUAUCUCUGUUCUCUGUUGCUGUCUUGCUGUUCUAUACCUACACUACCUACCUAGGAGCAAGGCUUAGGAGUGGAGCAUUGAAGCUAACCUCUUUUGUUUAUUUGUGCAGUGCAGUUUAGUUAAAGCCUUUUACAAAAAUAACAAGGCCAUCCUUAUAUUUAAUUAAUUACAACUGCAAUAAACCAAUAUGAGCAAUGAGGAAGAUUCAAAGAGUUCCUCCAAAUCUUCUGCGUCUGGUAAAAGUUUGGACAGAAGGAAAAAGGACGGUUACAAAGAGAGUCAUAGUAAAGAAAUAGAAAACAAUUUGAAUAACUACAAAAUGGAAUAUGAAGAUGAUGAUGACAGGAGUCCUAUGGAAUGGAGUGAUGAUGAUGAUUCAAUACUAAACCAUUUGAAUAAAGCUGCUACACUACAAACUGCAAAGAGAAAAAGAUCAGUCGGCCCUUUUGAACUAAACUUUAAUUGUGAAUGGAAAGGUUGCUCUUUUGAAACUAGUGAAGAUUCAAAGUUUCAUGUGCAUGUAAGCUAUCAUAUACCAGAUGUGGAAGUGAAAACUAUGGGGAAUGGUGAUGAGGUUUAUGUUUGUCUGUGGGCUGAGUGUUCUUAUAUGACUGGAGAAGCAAAAGAGAUUCAACGACAUGUCACAUAUCACUCCUACCACACCAAGCUGAAAAAUAUCGGAGAAAAAAUCGCUCAAGAGUGGAAACUUCCUAAAUGCUUGUAUGGAACUGAGACAAGGAACCUCAUUCCAGAUAAGAUUGAUGGAAUGGUUUGUGAAUGGAAGGAUUGUAGCAAAGAGUUCAACAAUGUGCAGCUUUUUCUCUACCACAUCCACAUGCAUGUAAAUGAGAGCUUCAUGACCUCUGAUUCCAAACGGGAAAAGUUUAGCUGUAAAUGGAAAGGCUGCUCCAGAAGCAAUAUGCCGACCAGGGUUCGCCUGAUGGACCACAUGCGCACACACACAAGGGAGAGAGUAGCGGCGUGCCCUACAUGUGGUCAUGUCUUCUCAACAAACACCAAGCUCAGCGACCACUGUCACCGUCAGAUGACCAAUGAGGGAUCAGAUUUCCCAUGCAGCCACUGCUACAAGAACUUCCCUAGUCUUCGUCUACUCAAAGAUCACAUGAGAGGACAUGUCAACUUCUACAAGUGCUGUUACUGUGACAUGACUUGUUUCUCCAGACACACCUUCAGUGCUCACAUACGCUACAAACAUCUUGACUCCAAGCCUUUCAAAUGUUCAAUGUGUAAAUAUGCAUGUAAGACCCAGUAUGAUCUCAAGACGCACCUGACCAGUCAUGACCCUGACGCUCGUCUGGGCUGUGAGGAGGAAGGGUGUGAGUUCUCAUGUCGGUCCAAACAAACUCUUCAGAGACAUAUGAUAGAUCAUCACCAAGUAACUGCUGCUUCCAUUUACUGCUGCCAUCUGUGUGAGAGCAAGUUCAAGCGAGGCUGCUAUCUCACUAAGCACCUGAUGACCAAACACUGCCUACGCUGGCCUUCAGGUCACUCCAGGUUUAUGUAUCAAAGACAAGAAGAUGGUAAUUUUAGGCUGCAAACUGUACGCUAUGAAAGUGUAAAGCUUUAUGGAGAAAACAGUCAAAAGUCAGCAGCCUCCCCUUCAAAGAAUGAGUCAAAAUCAUCAUCUUUAAGUACAUUGAAUGGUUCAGCGUCAUUCAAGGUGUCCAACAUAGAGUCAGACUCCAACAGUGGAGUGUCUCAGGUUUUCAUCUCCAUAGAGGACGAGAGUGGAAAAACCAUCAACUGUGUAACAGCGCCUGAGGUUGUGGGCGACCAGAUACCCAAAUUUGCUACAGUCAUUGCUUCUGCUAUGGAAACAGAUACAGAUGAUACGGGCGAUGAAGUUAAAAAUAGCUACUAAAGGUGAACAGAUUGAAUACUUUGAAGGACAAAAUGUUCUUAUUUUAAAGGUAUGAAGACAAGAAAUGUAGAGUCAAUUUUUGAACAGUAGCUUUAGUUUGGUACCUACCUACUACUACCAGUAUGUGAUCAUGUUGAAAUUUGUUAACGUAUUAUUGUCAAAUUAAGAAUUAGUUGGCAAAUUUAUUUAAGUAUUUCAUGAAAGUACUUACAUAGAAUGGGUUUACAGAAUAUGAAACAUAAACUGUGGUAACAUUCUGAAAGUGAUUCAACUGUGCCUAUAUUCUUGGUUUAAUUUUGGCACUAACAAUUUAAAUACUUGAAAUUAAUGAUAUUUUUAAAGUUUUGUUGCAUUUAAAUAGCUGCAUAGUAGAUAUAUGAAUAACCACAUCUGAUCUAAGAUGUUAAGAAGUUGAAGGAUGUGUAUAUUUCAAUAUUUCAUGACAUUGUUAGUUUUAUCUUUAUUUUAUACUUACAACUUCAUUACUUUCUAUACAUUUCAUUAUUAAAUAUACCACCAUUAAGGUUCUUAUGAAAUAGGCUAUUAAGUUUAUUGAAAGUUUAAAAUAUUAUAGAGUAAGUAUUGUAUUUUGACUGGUGUAGUUCUCAAGUUAAGUUUGUUUUAGAGCCAAAUGUGAUGUAGGAGCAAACAUAUUUUAAUAAACUUUUACAGUGA
This is a messenger RNA of Macrosteles quadrilineatus (aster leafhopper), 2696 nucleotides long. Its product is annotated as histone H4 transcription factor-like. Gene Ontology annotation, molecular function: RNA polymerase II transcription regulatory region sequence-specific DNA binding; DNA-binding transcription factor activity, RNA polymerase II-specific. The coding region runs from base 327 to 2021 and encodes 564 amino acids. NCBI's taxonomy places the organism in Eukaryota, Metazoa, Arthropoda, Insecta, Hemiptera, Cicadellidae. Gene Ontology annotation, cellular component: nucleus. The record is from RefSeq and is a predicted model, not a curated record. Gene Ontology annotation, biological process: regulation of transcription by RNA polymerase II. The transcript has 13 exons.